UGAAUUUGUAUUUAAAAAACUAGUCAAGUCUGCUUCAUCAUUGAUCUUAACUCUCUUCAUAAAGUUCACUAGAAUCGCACUGUAGCAAUGUCUGUCGUCGGUGUCGACUUUGGUACUCUCCAUAGCAAGAUCGGCGUAGCAAGAAAUCGAGGUAUCGAUAUCAUUGUAAACGAGGUUUCAAACCGUGCAACACCAUCUCUCGUGGCAUUUGGCCCCAAACAACGCUCUAUCGGUGAAUCUGCAAAAACACAAGAGACCUCAAAUUUCAAGAAUACCAUAGGCGGCCUCAAGCGCCUUAUCGGUAGAACACUACAGGAUCCAGAUGUUGAAAUAGAGAAGAAAUUCCUCAAUGCAACCCUCGUCGAUGGUGGAGGAACAGUCGGCGUAGAGGUAACAUAUCGUGGCGAAAAGCAGAUCUUUUCUGCCACCCAGCUUGUUGCAAUGUAUUUCAGCAAGCUGCGUGAUAUCACCGCAAACGAGCUCAAGACCGCAGUCUCUGAUCUCGUUAUUGCCGUCCCAGGAUGGUACACCGAUAUUCAGCGACGAGCAAUGAUCGACGCAGCACACAUUGCUGGUCUCAAUGCUCUCCGCCUCAUUAACGACACAACUGCUGUCGCACUCGGUUACGGCAUUACAAAGCUUGAUCUCCCCGACCCAGAAAAUCCACGACACGUUAUGUUCGUCGAUGUUGGACAUUCCUCUAUGUCCGUCUCAGUCGUCGCAUUUUCCAAAGGUCAAUUGGCCGUCAAAGCAGCCGCCUACGAUCGCAACCUGGGUGGUCGUGAUAUCGACUACGCUCUCAUCCAGUACUUUGCUGCUGAAUUUAACGCCAAAUAUCGGAUCGACGUCCUUUCAAACCCCAAAGCAACCUUCCGUCUCCUCGUCGGCUGCGAGAAACUAAAAAAGGUCCUUUCAGCUAACAACGAGGCCCCCUUGAACGUCGAAUCACUCAUGAACGACAUUGACGCCUCAUCCAAGCUUAACCGUGAAACUUACGAAGAGCUUAUCUCAGGCGUCCUCGACCGCAUCGCCGUGCCCCUCCAACAAGCCCUCGCCGAAUCAGGACUUACCAUUGACGAUAUUGACACCGUCGAGCUCGUCGGUGGUACAACCCGUAUUCCUGCAGUCCGCACCCGCAUCCAAGCAGCCCUCGGAGGCAAAUUCCUUUCAACUACCCUCAACCAAGAAGAAGCCAUCGCUCGCGGUGCUACCUUCGCAGCCGCCUUCCAAUCCCCUACCUUCCGCGUGCGCGAGUUUCACGUGCACGACAUCAACCAGUACCCGAUCAAGGUGUGCUGGGAGCGCGCUGCCUCGGACCCAGACGAUGACACCGAGCUUGUCGUUUUCCCUCGCGGAAACAGUAUCUUAUCUACAAAGAUCCUUACAUUCUACCGCAAGGAGCCGUUUGAGAUCGACGCCGAGUAUGUAGAGCCUGCUGGUCUCCCGGGAGGAAUCAACCCGAAGAUCGCUGGGUUCACGGCAAAAGCUGUCCCGCCUUCCCCGAAUGGCGACCUUACGUGCAUCAAGUUGAAGACGCGGUUGAAUUUACAUGGAAUCAUGUCUUUUGAGAAUGCGUACACGGAAGAGGUGGAGGAGCGCGAGGAGGCGAUGGAAGUGGAUGGGGAGGCACCGAAGAAGAAGCGACAUGUGAAGAAGAAUGAGAUUCCGUUCUCUACUCGCACUUCGACGCUUGACCCGAGCGUUGUUGAGAAGCUGAAAGAGUUGGAGGCAGAGAUGCAUGCUGCUGAUAAGCUUGUCAUGGACACUGAGGACCGCAAGAACGCACUCGAGGAAUAUGUCUACGACAUGCGCGCCAAGCUCGAUGAGCGCUACUCAUCCUUCGCGCAGGCUGCAGAAAAAGAGAAGCUCAAUGGCAUGUUCCAAGAAGCUGAGGACUGGCUAUACUCCGAUGAAGGCGAAGACGCGACAAAAUCCGCGUACGUCACCAAACUCGAUGCCCUCAAAGCGGUCGGCGAUUCCAUCGUCGCGCGCUACCGCGAAGCCGAUGAGCGGCCCAAAGCCAUGGCCCAACUCCGUGCAGCCCUCAACGACUACAUCUCCCAAGCCACCUCUCCUGACGAUAAAUUCGCGCACAUCGCCGACAGCGAAAAACAAAAGGUCGUCGAGAAAUGCGCGACGGUCCAAAAGUGGCUCGACGACCAGAAUGCACGACAAGCUGAGAAGCCGAAGAACGCGGAUCCUGUGUUGACGAGUGCGGAGAUUGCGAAGAAGAGGGAGGAGGUGAUUUAUUUCGCGAUUCCGAUUUUGACGAAGCAGAAGCCUAAGCCUGUGAAGGCGGAGGGGACGCCUGGGACGCAGACACCGCAGAGCGGGACGCAGACGCCUGAUGCGGGGGCGCAGGGGCCGCAGAAGGGAGAGCAGGAGCCAACGAAGGGCGAGGAGGAGGUUCCUGGGCCUCCGGAGAUGGAUGUUGAUUAGACUUCUAGGUGGCCUCUGGGUCCGAGUAUUCGUGUUUCGUAAAAUUAACCGUAAUGUGGGGUUGGUUUUGAUUAGACCAUGAUGAAGCAUAUAUGAAGCAUAUGAUAUGUAGAGCAUAUACAGUACCGCGAUAUAGUGUACUACUAUCGUUCAAUGUCUACUAUUUUUUGGCUUGUCCAUCGGCAAACCGUUCACC
This is a messenger RNA of Suillus discolor, 2635 nucleotides long. RefSeq names its product heat shock protein 70 family. Bases 88 to 2439 code for a protein of 783 amino acids. The transcript is spliced from 5 exons. Gene Ontology annotation, cellular component: cytosol; nucleus. Gene Ontology annotation, biological process: protein folding. Gene Ontology annotation, molecular function: ATP binding; ATP-dependent protein folding chaperone. Lineage: Eukaryota; Fungi; Basidiomycota; Agaricomycetes; Boletales; Suillaceae. The record is from RefSeq and is a predicted model, not a curated record.